Messenger RNA from Umbelopsis ramanniana AG, 1335 nucleotides. RefSeq lists its product as uncharacterized. Gene Ontology annotation, biological process: regulation of DNA-templated transcription; nuclear-transcribed mRNA poly(A) tail shortening. The transcript has 5 exons. The record is from RefSeq and is a predicted model, not a curated record. NCBI's taxonomy places the organism in Eukaryota, Fungi, Mucoromycota, Umbelopsidomycetes, Umbelopsidales, Umbelopsidaceae. The coding region runs from base 175 to 1188 and encodes 337 amino acids. Gene Ontology annotation, cellular component: P-body; CCR4-NOT core complex.
GCGUGAUCUUUUGGAAUUUUAAAAGUCCUUGUGAUACCUUGGGUGGACACAACCUUACCCUGCCUGACCUUCUACGGGGGAACCACGCGGUCUGUUCUCUUACCAGAUACGGCCUCAACUGUAGAUCAGCCUUCAUCCCUUUUGAUUUCCUUUCGGCCAUCCAUCGGCGAAACCAUGUUAGCCCUAACUCAUAUGCUGUCCUCUGCGUCCCUCUCGUCAUCUCCGUCAAGUAACAAUAGUCCGCCUUCCACUGCCUUCCAAGACUUUACUAUGCUUGGCAGUCGAGGCGGUCCGUUGGUAACGAGUUCUCGGCCAAAUAUUGCCAGUCGCUACACGCCCAACGCCAUACGAGACGGGUUCGAUACUGGCAGACGAAAGAGCUCUCCUGGCUAUGGACUUGCUCGCGCCAAUCAGCUAAUGUCUUCUCUAGGCUUACCAUCGCCUGGGUCGACGCCUAAGUUUGCCAACAAAAAUGCCCUGGAUAUGAAAUUGCCAAUGUAUGGCAAGCCGGAAGGGAUUGACAUUGUGCAGUGGCUGUCCACUACCAAUCUAUCCGACGCUCAAAAUGAAUCCAUUUUAUUACAUGAUAUGGACGCAUUGGACCGUUUAACACCCGGCUUGGCGGAUCAAGACAUGUAUUCAGCGGAGGUUCGGUCGGCUUCUUCGAAUAUGUAUUCUGAGGAUGUUGCUGGCCCUUAUGGACUACGAGGGUUAUUAGCCAUUACUGCCGAUGACUCGCCUAGUGAUCUUUUGGUGAUGACGGUUGGAUGUGAUCCAUCGAGCCUAGGGCUAGACUUGGAUUCAACAAGCUUGCUUUCUGAGCAAUUUUAUUCGCCAUGGGCGGACCAUCCGCAUAUCCCUGACGUCCCGGCCCACUACAACACGGUUCCGGUGCCUUCACCCAACCUCAUUGUUCAACAAAUGUCCACGUUCUCGAACGAAACCUUGUUCUACAUGUUUUACUCCCUACCUGGCGAUAUGAUGCAAAAUGCCGCCGCUAUGGAAUUAUAUCAACGCAAUUGGCGAUACCACACUGAACUGUUUGCAUGGCUUACCCUCAAAUCAGGCUUGGCCCCUCCCGACACCUCAUCCGACUAUGUCCCGUGUAUUAUUUUCGACCCUUCGUCAUGGACCUACGUUUCUCAAAACCUGAUCAUUGGCUCCAACGCCCUUGAACAAAUUUACUGACCCCACUCAUCAUCCCCCCCCCAACUUUUGUACAUAUGUAUCCAUUUUGGCUAGCCUUUAUAUAUAAGUAUGCUGCUAUAAUUUAUUUCUUGAAAACUUUUUGGAUGUAGUCGUCAAUGAUCGCAUAUAAGCGCCGACUUGCAGUUA